Molecule: messenger RNA, 3735 nt
Organism: Varanus komodoensis (Komodo dragon)
Lineage: Eukaryota; Metazoa; Chordata; Lepidosauria; Squamata; Varanidae
Gene: SMARCAL1
Product: SWI/SNF related, matrix associated, actin dependent regulator of chromatin, subfamily a like 1
Exons: 18
Coding region: 693-3638 (981 amino acids)
Biological process (GO): DNA repair; replication fork processing
Cellular component (GO): nuclear replication fork
Molecular function (GO): ATP binding; ATP-dependent chromatin remodeler activity
Source: RefSeq, a predicted model, not a curated record
AGGCUUCGCCGUAUGGGGCUAGCGUGUCGGUCUCUGGAAGUCGGCUGAGUUUGGGUGACUCCGGAAACGGCCUUUCCGCGGGGACGAAGCCGGGCAGAAUAGCUUAGAAAGAAUGGGGCUCUUCUUAGGGAAGGAUUUAUCUACAUAAGGAGCCUUUUGGAAGAGAGGACGGUUGCGAAAAUGGGAAUAGAUGGGAAUGGUAGUCCAGUUUAAUAAAGGGGUGAGGCCAUGAAAAUGGGGAGUGGAGCAUGGGAAUUGUGUCCAGUCUUGAGAAUGAGGGUUGGAGAAACAACCACUAGGGAGAUUAAGCAGGACUUAAUAGCGAGGGAAGAGACCCCAUUUGCAUGGUACUAGGGAAACUAUCCCAAGAGUUUUGUAGCACCGGAGCAGCGUCAUGGCAUGCUUGCCUACUCAAAAGUUUGCAGUUCAAAAUAGGAAAGGAGAUUGUAAGGGAGGAGAUAAAAAGUAGAUUCAAGCACUGAAUUCUUGGUUGCAAAAUACAGCAGGUCACGGGCCCAGUAGAAAGGCGGCGCCUGCUUCUCUCUUUGAUGGCCACAGCAUGGACAGUUGGUGGUGGUGAGUUCUCAGCUGGCAUGGUGGAGGAAUAGACUGAUGCCAGGAUAGACUUGCUGCUGACCUUGAGCCCUUGGAAUAAAAAGCUAUACAGUCUUUUAAUGAGAGUCUAAUGGAAGAUGUCGUCUGGGCUUACAGAAGAACAGAAAAGGAAGAUUGAGGAGAACAAGCAGAAAGCUUUGGCAAGGAGAGCAGAACGACUGGCAGCUCAGCAGGGCUGCAUUGCUAAGAAGCAGCCUGACCAGCACAGUCGUACUGGCUGUCAAGGAGCCCCGCAGCAGCCUUUGCGGGAGCAAAGCCAUCGUGCUGUUGCCAGUAGCCAUCACCUGCAGGUCUCCAGCAACCAUGUGGUACAGAAGAGUCUUCCAAUGCCACAGCCUCGCUGUAGCUCAAAUGGACAGGCAGCCUCUGUUUCUGGUGCGCAAGAGAGCAAUUGUUCAGGGGACUCCAGCUGCCAUAAGGACAGGCAGCUGAAUAGCACUGAGCAGCCCUGGCCAGAGGUGCAAGACUUCGUGAAUCGCUGUCACUGGCAUUCUUCUGAUCUGAGCACUAGGGAGCAAGGUCAAGCAAUCUGGCAUAAUUCUAAUGUGUUGCAGCCACCUAAGUGUCACACAGCAGUCCAGAAUGUUGUGGAACAGCAUCCAUCCAGACUGGAUGCUAACAGGCAGCCUCACAACAUUACAGAUGUGCAGAUCCAGAAAGAGUCCAGUGGUGAGCAUAGUGACAUUAAACAUACCCUUCCAGUGAACUUCACCAGCUCUGAGAACCCCUUUGCUGAGAAAGAAGGUAGUAGCACAAUGCAUUUUUAUGGCACAAAAAAUGCUUCAGUUCCUGUAAAAGCAAGCAUAGGAGCAACACUGGGUGCAGGAAAUGUAUCUGAGAUGCCUGUACAGGCAAAAGCCCAUAGUGUUCUCAGAGGAAAAUGCGUGAAGCACUCUGAAGACCGAUUCCGUGUUGAGAUUGGCUACAACUCAGAACUUAUUGCAAUGUUCAGGAGCUUACGAAGCAAAAAUUAUGAUCCUGCAACAAAGAUGUGGAAUUUUAGUCUUGAAGACUAUAGUCAACUCAUGGAAGCAGCAGGCCAAGUUUCCUCUGUGAUCUUGGCACCUCUGGUAGGAAUGAAGGCAGCUACUGGGGCCACUGAGUCAUCAUCUUUUGGUGGAAGUUCUUGCUCACGAUCCCUCUUGCAGGCAUGCAUUGGCUGGCAGAAACCAUCAGCGACCGUCAGAGGGAAGUGUGUGCUGAUUUCAUACUCUCGGUUUGAAGUCGAUAUUGGGUAUGCUGCCAGCAUCAUAGGGGUAUUCAAGCAGGUGAAUUCUAGGAAUUAUGAUAUGAAGACCCGAAAAUGGAAUUUUCUACUGCAGGACUACCUAAGGCUAAUUGAACUGGUCAGGAGCCUUCCAGAAAUAGAGGUAGAGCCACUGCCUAAGCCAAUAGUUCAAGCCUUUGCUGCUCAGUUCAAGACAUCCGUCUCGAAGGCCGCAGACAUCCCCCAGGUGGAUCUUUCAGAAGUAGAACCUAAAGUUGUGGCAGCCCUCAUGCCAUUUCAGAGGGAAGGAGUGAACUUUGCCAUCUCCAGAAAAGGGCGCUUACUGCUUGCAGAUGACAUGGGCUUAGGGAAAACUAUCCAGGCAAUCUGCAUUGCUGCAUAUUAUCGAAAAGAGUGGCCACUGCUGGUGAUAGCCCCUUCCUCAGUGAGAUAUACAUGGGCAGAGGCUUUCUACAAGUGGCUUCCUUCCUUAAGCCCAGAUACUGUCAGUGUCAUAGCAACAAGCAAGGACUGCCUAACGGCAAGAUUGAUAAACAUUGUCAGUUUUGACCUUCUCAGCAAGAUGCAGAAGCAGCUAAAAACCACCUUCCAAGUUGUGAUUGUUGAUGAAUCUCAUUUUCUUAAGAAUGGGAAAACUGCUCGAUGUCGGGCUGCAUUGCCUCUCCUGAAGGCUGCCAAACGAGUAAUCUUGCUGUCCGGGACCCCUGCCAUGUCCCGCCCUGCAGAGCUGUAUACGCAAAUUGCUGCCAUCAGACCGUCCUUCUUCCCUCAGUUCCAUGCUUUUGGACUCCGCUAUUGUGAUGCUAAGCAGAGUCCUUGGGGAUGGGAUUAUUCUGGAUCAUCCAACCUUGGUGAGCUGAAACUCUUGCUUGAAGAAUCAAUUAUGAUCCGCCGCCUGAAAUCCGAUGUGCUUUCCCAGCUUCCUGCAAAGCAGCGCAAAGUGGUGGUGGUAGCUUCCGAAGGCAUGAAUGCAAGAACCAAAGCCGCGUUGAAAGCAGCUGCAAAAGAAAUGGCAAAGGGUUAUAAGAGCAAGCAAGAAGAGAAGGAAGCUCUCAUUCUUUUUUACAAUAGGACUGCAGAAGCCAAAAUCCACUGUAUUAUAGAAUACAUCCUAGAAUUAUUGGAAAGUGGAAGAGAAAAAUUUCUGGUAUUUGCUCAUCACAAACUAAUUCUAGAUGCAAUCACUGAGGAACUGGAGAAAAAGCAUGUUGGGUACAUUCGUAUUGAUGGUUCCACACCCUCCGCUGAGCGUCAGUCUCUUUGUGAAGAAUUUCAGUUCACCAAGAAGCACUCUGUGGGUCUCCUCUCCCUAACAGCAGCUAACAUGGGGCUUACCCUCUCGGCUGCUGAUCUGGUUGUAUUUGCAGAAUUGUUCUGGAACCCAGGGGUUUUGAUCCAAGCAGAAGAUCGGGCACACCGAAUUGGGCAAACCAGUUCUGUGAAUAUUCACUACUUGGUAGCAAAAGGCACAGCUGAUGAUUACUUAUGGCCCAUGAUUCAAGAGAAGAUCAGAGUAUUAGGUGAAGCUGGCCUGUCUGAAGCCAAGUUCUCUGAGACAGCCGAAGCUACUGAUUACCACUACAAGCAGGACCCAAAGCAGCAGACCAUCUUAAACCUUUUUCAGAGGACCUUCUCAAAGGAUGCUGAUGACAUGGAUGAAGCCCUGCUUGUAGAAGCAGUGGAUGCAUGUCAGGAUUCUGGACAACAAGCUUCAUCAGGUGAAGCAAAAGGAAACCUUUUCCAAUCAAGCCCAUGCAAGCAACGGCAUAUAAAUGAUUAUUUUUGCAAACAGUAAUAUACACAAUUAUGCUUAAGGUAGUAGUUAAGGAGAAAAAUCAGUGUGGUCAAUAAACAAUUUAGUAGUUCAAAUAAAGAUAAUAUGUAUUUUUAAA